AUGACUAGCGGUGGAUUGUCAUUGGCACAAGACGUAGAGGCAACCGAAGGCCCCAAGCCUACCUCAACGAAUUCCAGCCCGUUUGGAAACCCCUUUUCAACCGGUCCGUCACCUUCCACUGGUGCAUCCCCUGUCCAACAAAGCGGUCCGGCCUCGUCAUCGUCGGCAACAACAGCGCCAGCUCUGAAUCCAUUUGCCGCCAAGACAAGUCCUUUUGGCAAAUCAGACGCUGCAGCAGAGAGCGCGACGCCUAGCAACAACCCAUUCGGGUCGCUGAAUCAACCAAAUGGCACUUCGCAACCCAAAGCCUCGAGUACACCGGCUUUCCCUCCUGCGACCUUCGGCACCGGCGCACAACCAAAAGCACCGGAGCAAGCGCGACCAGGUGCCUCGACAGAUGGCUCUCCCGCCAUCACCGUCACUCCGCCAACACCUAAGUUCCCAUUGCCAGCGUCAACCACAGCCGCAGAGUCGUCAGCGCCUUUCAAAUUCCCAUCAAAUCCAGGCGUGCAGUCUGGGGCUCCGAAUGCUACCACUAGCGGUCCCUUCCAGCCAACUCCGAAAUCAUCUGUGACCCCACAGCUACCCUCCUUCUCGGCAGGCGCGGCGGCUCCCGCUCAGCCGGCAAAGCCUUUUACAACAUUUCAACCUCCACCGAAUCAACCUCCUAGCCUACCUCCGUCCGUUCUCUCUCAGACACCCACUAGCUCUACAACCGGGUCCGGGCAAUCCCCAUUACCAUCCUUCAAUUUCCAAGGGGCUAGUUCGGAACCCGUGAAGCCCGCGCCCUUACUUCAGCAGAGCUUCCCUCCAGCUAUCGCCUCUCCUGUACCACCUGCAGCUUCACCGCUCGCCCAAGUAAAGCCUCCUCAAGCUCCACCCGUCAAGCAGCGGUCCAAGAAAGAUGUUAUGGCCGACUUCGCGAAAUGGUUCGUUACAGGAGACAACGGGCUGAUACAAGAGUUCGAGAAAUACAUGGUUGAGCAGCUCGUCUCGGCCGCUUUUGAACAGUAUCACAGGGAGGAAGAGGAAAGGAAGAGAAGAGAGGAAGAGGAGAGGGAUCUGGCAGAAGCUCGGAAGUUUCAGGUUUACAACCUAUCAGUCAAGUACUUCUACCGAUGGAGGGAAAUCGCUAGAAACCUUCGCCUCACCAAGCUUCGCAGACAAGAAAGGGAGGAGUACCGAAGGGUUCAGCGGGAACAACGGGAGGAAGAGAUCAGGCAGAGGAAGAAGGCAGCCAAAGUUGCCGAGGCAAAGAAAAGGGCUUUGGAGAGGAACGGUUUCGAUCCUGUGGAGGAAUUCAGAGAGCUCCUUCAGCUCAGAAAAGACGGCACACAAGCCGACUUGCAAGCCGAAGCAGAGGCUUUGCUAGCGACCGGCAUCCUGUCGGGUGUCUCGAACGAAAGAAUCGCAGCCGCCAAUGUCAUUCGGGCCCCAGGGACGAUGGAGACAAUUGCGACGAACACGCCACUACCUCGAUCUCGCUCAUCAACAGCCUUAUCGCAGUCGACUACGGGCGCUAAGUCCCGCGGCGCGAAAACGCGGGCCAUACGGGAAGAGUUUGGCAAGAGCGCUACCAAUUUCCGACGAUCACUGCCUCCCAUGUCUGCCCACUCCUCGUCGUCACGACUGUCUUCAGAGCCGCAGAAGCGCGUUAGCAAAGUGUCUGACCGCUGGCGUCUGAAGGCGAUGGGGCUCGUUACGAUGCCCGACGGAACAGCGCUGCCGGAGACCAUCGCAAACGAGAUGCGGUACAAUGGGAAACGAUAUGCAGGGCUCGGGUCAUUCGGCUUGGACGCCACGGAGCGACGGCGGAGCGUCUCGGCGGAUCUCAACCACGCAGCCGAGGCCCGAUUACGCUUUUCGCAGUCGCUCAACGGUGGCAGUGGCAGUGGCAGCGCUGCUGCCCUAUCGCAAGUCAACGGGAUCUCACCGCUUAGUAAGAGGAAACGGGCUCUCGAUGACGACGACAACGAGGUUGCUGUCGCGGACGAAGCCGCCACGCGGGUCAAGAAGCGGCCGUCGAGCAAUGCGGAGAUUGAUAGGAUACUCCGGGAGGCGAGGGAGAAUCUGGAAUCGUUGAGGAGUUCGAGGAUCGAGCUCGACGAAGGGGCGGACUGGUUCAGGGAACAGAACGAGAUGAUGCACGCGGAGGAGGCGAGCAGGGCUAGCUCGCCGUGGGGGAAAAGCGGUCAUCGAUGA
This is a messenger RNA of Colletotrichum fioriniae, 2202 nucleotides long. The record is from RefSeq and is a predicted model, not a curated record. NCBI's taxonomy places the organism in Eukaryota, Fungi, Ascomycota, Sordariomycetes, Glomerellales, Glomerellaceae.